ACUGACAGUGCCAGCCUGGAGAGAAUAUACAGAGCCCGCAUGUGGACAACCAUCUCACUCCUUGCACGGACACCACUUGGAUAUAAUGGAGAAUACACAUUGCCCUCGUUUUUUAUUAGAAUACCAAGUCCAUUGGGGAUAUGAAAACAUCAAGUAAAUCUUCUUGACUCUAUGUUGGUCCGGUGGAUGAUUUGAUUUUCUCUCAUUGAAAAAGUUUAAGGUAACACGUAAUAAACUGUCUCUCUAAAGCGGAUUCGGUGCCGGUAAAGCAAUUCGGCGACGGUAAAGCUGAUGUCUUCAUUUGACUCCUUGCAGUUGAUGAUGGUGGAUCUCUCUCGGAUUUCCAAUGUGGAAACCAGCAUCCAAUUAGUUUGCGAUUGAGCGCCUGGAUAGACAGCGCAGAGGCACUUUGGCCAGCAAGCCACUUAAGCGUGUAGCCUACCGGUGGGCAGACGCAUGGUUGGGCGCUCUGCUCUGUAGGCUACAGAGUUCCAUUAAUUCUGAGUGGCAUUUUUACUUUUUUUUACAUUGUCAUUUAAAUUGAACCCAUCGGAUCUGGUUUAUGUGAUCAGAUAAAACUGUACAGUCUGAAUAUAUCAUUUGUAUACAAGUACUUCAUACUCACUCCGGAACGUUAAAUGCAUCGCUGUGUGUUGGACUUUAAUACGGAUACAAUUGCAGGUCUGCAAGGGCCAGAUUUAAGCUUCCUUCAUAGGAACUGAGUCUAAGAUGAAGUUAUGGGAUGUUUUGGCCACGUGUUUGUUGCUCCUGAGCUCCGUCUCCACACGCCCCCUCUACCAAAACCUUCAGCCAGCCAAGAGAGCUCACUACUCGGAUCGGUACAGUGAUUCUCUGUCCCUGUCUGUGGAGGAACCAGAGCCAGAGUUCCAGUCAGAGUCUCACAGCCUGCAGGAAAUCUCCAUGGAAGAUAAAUAUGACAUCACAGGCCCAUAUCCGGACCAGUUUGAUGACGUAAUGGAUUUUAUCAAGGCUACCAUUGGCAGACUGAGGAGAUCAUCCGAGCCCGCCGGAGGCUCAAGGGAAAGGAGGGAGCAGAGAGAGCAGGAGAGACAGAGAGGAGCAGCAAACACGGACCGAGGAGGAGGAGGAGGAGGAGGGAGAGGAGAGGGGAGAGGAGGACGGGCAAGAGGAGGACGCGCGGAGAAGAAGAAGGGUCGGGGGCGAGGGGGCAAAGGGAGGAGCAGUGAAAGAGGGGAGCAGCGGACGAAGCCGGUUGAAGGCCGUGGCUGCUUGCUAAAAGAGGUCCAUCUCAACGUGACAGACUUAGGUCUGGGCUACCAGACCAAAGAGGAGCUGAUCUUCCGAUACUGCAGCGGCCCCUGUUCAGACGCAGAGACCAACUAUGACAAGAUCCUCAACAACCUCACCCACAACAAGAAGCUGGUCAAGGACAUACCUUCCCGCACCUGCUGCCGACCAAUCUCCUUUGACGACGACCUGUCGUUCCUGGAUGACAACAACGAGGACUACCACAUUCUGCAGAAGCAUUCCGCCCGAAAAUGUGGUUGUGUUUGACUCUGGGAGAGAUGAAAACGAGAGAGAAAGGCAAAGUGCUGACAGACAGAAAUGAAGCGGGCAGUGACAUAAAGCCUCUCGGAGGCUGGCACUGCCUUUUCAAGGGAAGGAACACAGUGGAAAAUAACAGAACGUGAGACAGAUAGUCCACUCCAGUGGUGUCUUAGGACCCAUGGCCAGUGUUAGCGUGUCCUGUCCUACUCCUGAGAAGCUGCAAAGGGGUGAACAGGGAUGGUGUAGUCCCCAAACCUCCAGUGAUUUAAGCUGAUCCAGUGGAGAAGGGACUCCUCUAUGUUCUAAUGCCAGUUGAUGACUGACAUUAAAUUACAUUGGAAUUCAGUGUAACAGCCCAUUAAAGAUACUUUGUCAAUUCAGCUCAGUAUUCACUUCAUGGUUGGAUCCCGUCCUUGGAGGUCUACAUGGAUACUGUCUCAUUUACCUGUUGAACCAUGCCGUUAGACUCAAAGGCUUGCCUGCAAUGGAGUUGGUGAGACAGAACCAGACAGAGGAAAUCUGGAUAUUGAAAGCUGGUCUGUUCCUCAAAACGUCAGAUUCUCCUGGGAGCAUCUAUUUCCCCAGGAACGUAGUCAGCUCCUGAGGCUCACAGUGAGAACAGACUUCGUCCUGAUGGGUAUUUUUAGCUGCAGUCCAGUGUGUUCUGGUUCCACUGCACAGACUGGAGCUUAAAGUUUACAUUCACAAUGAACGGGAGAAAAAAAAGUAGAGAGGACUCUUCAACCUGUUGACUGGCUUAGUCCUACAGCAGAGACUGUCUGGUGCUACACACCAAUGUAAAAUCCCAAAUAUUUCAAAUUAUAUAUGAGAUGUAUUUAUUAAGAUUGAACUAAUUUAUUGUUAUUUAUUGCAGUCCAUUUUUAGGAUUUUCCUUAUUUAUUUGAGCUUUGUUUUGUCCUGGAUAGUGCCAAAGCAGAGCAUGUGUUUUCUAAGGGAAAUCAGAUUGUGCUGAAACAACUGGGUUCAAGGUGCAGCCAUAACCAAUCAAACUCAUCCUUUUGUUUCCAAACGCUGUACAGUUUGUAUCUGAAUUCCAUGGUAGAUAAUCCUAAACCCACUGCCGAUUCCAAAACAUCGUGGAUUUAUGAGAAUAACAUAAGGUAUCAGGUUUAGGGAGGGAAAGCAGAGAGAAAGACAGCCUGGAGUGGACCAAUUUCAACCUUUUUCUAAACAAAAAAAAUCUUAUCUCUGCUUUCCGAUCAUUUUGAAGGAUGCCAGGUUUGAGCGUCUUUGACAGUGUUCCUCAUUUGUCACUAAUGGAAAGCAGAGAGGAUGGAGAGGCCUGGGAUGUUAAGGACUUAGGGCUUGGGAAAGACCAGUCAGCUGCUCCUCACUCCUAACUAUCAAAGUAAAGGGGUAAACAGACUUCUGGCAAAACCAUGGCAUGUUUACAAGGAGCAUUCAAAUCCUGCAUUCUCGUUUUUUAUUUAUUUUUAGGACAGAAUAAAGUCGCACUGCCGGUGGUUAUCCCAGACAGCUGUGCAGCCUUCCCUACAAUGAUACUCCCCACAUUAAAGACUACGUUGAAUUAUAGACAGAAUAACAAAUGGACCUCAGGAGGUACAGGACAGGAUGGUUAUGGGCAGCCUUCAGGACCACUGCUUUCAACACACUUUCAUUCUCUUUCAAAUCACACCAUUUGCAAAGUAAUUUUUGACUGACCGCUUUACAAAAGACCACAAGAAAAUCUCUGAUAUCAUAAUGAAAACCUUGAGGGACUAGACUGUGGAAAAUGGACCCAGUGUCCUUUGGCCAUCACAGUGCAGAAGUUGAUGGUAUGCAUGUAUGCUUGGCUGCCAGGGUCUUAUAUCUCAACCCUUCAGCCUGGUCCUGGCUCUACACCAAGUCUGGGCAAAGGCUUUGUAGUGGUUACUGUCCCAGUAGGCUUUAGCGUUCCUGGGAGUGUCUGUCUCUGUUGUCUCUGCUCUGACACAGGUCUUUCUCACUGAUCUGGGGUUAGUUUGAAAACGAUCCUCUAACAUGCAGCUUAGCCCACUACUCCCACUGGCAAAGGCACCCUGGUGUUUAAAACCAUUUAAGGGAGAUCUGGCUCUGUCACUCUUAGCCAAGCCGACAUACAUGUCUUAGGGCCAGACAGUACAACAAAGAGACGGACAUAGAUUGUGACAUUACUAAAGGGGAGAGAGGGGAGCACUGGGGUAACCAGGCAUGCUCAGUGUGAACACUAUACAGCAUACCAUAAAUCCUCACCCAAAACAACUACUUAACAGAAAAGAACACGAACAGAGGAAUCUUCAAAGCAUUAUUACUACAGUACUAUGCCCUUGUCCAUAUAGAAGAGCGUUUGAGUGAAACCCAGAGAAAGGGAGCCCCAGAACAGGCCUUGAUGUUAGCAUGGAUUAUGGACCAGAGUAUCUGUGCUCACCCAACAGAAACCAAGCCAGCUUUAGCCCCAUAAUCUCCCCCAGCACACAGAACAAAUCCACGGCAUCAAGAUGAAUUUAGGCCAAACACUGUUGGAGAAAGAUCGACCCCUUUAAUCACAGCAUGCUUUUAUCAAUUGGAUCAUCAUCCCCUUUAAUAACUGAUUUCUGUGUAAGCCUUUCCGGCAGCCUCUUGAGCCCUUACCUUUCCGUAUGUUACUUUUAAGUGUGUGAACUGUGUCUGACCACUCCCCCUCCGUCUUCACAUAUGGUUGUUUCCUCAACUGUCAGUGUUCCUUUUCCUGUGUGUUCAUAACGCUGGCAGUUAUUUUGUGAAGGUAAGGUGUGUGUAAAAGCAGAGGAAUCUGCAGUGCCAACACCAGGCAGAAAGGAUAGAUUUUUUUGUUUUCAGACCCAUGUUUGUGUUAUAAUCGGCUGCGAAAGAAAAGGUGUAAUGUUUUGUGUUACUGAACCAAAGCCCUCAACAAACUUUAUUUUUGUACAAUACUCAUUUUAUAACUUUUUACAGAAUUAAACUCAUUUUUAUCAAAAUGUCUGUCUGAUGGCUAUU
Molecule: messenger RNA, 4506 nt
Organism: Oncorhynchus gorbuscha (pink salmon)
Lineage: Eukaryota; Metazoa; Chordata; Actinopteri; Salmoniformes; Salmonidae
Product: glial cell line-derived neurotrophic factor-like
Exons: 3
Coding region: 730-1536 (268 amino acids)
Biological process (GO): peripheral nervous system development; positive regulation of branching involved in ureteric bud morphogenesis; negative regulation of neuron apoptotic process
Molecular function (GO): glial cell-derived neurotrophic factor receptor binding; growth factor activity; receptor tyrosine kinase binding
Source: RefSeq, a predicted model, not a curated record